Molecule: messenger RNA, 282 nt
Organism: Staurois parvus
Lineage: Eukaryota; Metazoa; Chordata; Amphibia; Anura; Ranidae
Source: the annotation of a GenBank genome assembly
AGGCAGGGGUGGACUGACCAUUUGGAAACUCGGCACUGCCCGAGGGCCCGGGGUCAGUAGGGGGCCCUAUGAGAUGCCCCUGGUACCUUUUUCAUAGACUUUUUUGUGUUUGGGCAAGGACACAGGGGCCCCAUGAUCCCCUAUUGCCCGGUGACCCCAUGAGUUGUCAGUCCGCCCCUGGUAGGAGGUAUACCUAAAAGGCAUGUUUUGAUUGCAGUGAAAGUACAUGAAUUUUGCCUCUUGCAAUCCCUAUACAGCAGAGUUGGAGUGUGACAGGAAGAA